Messenger RNA from Pocillopora damicornis (cauliflower coral), 2224 nucleotides. RefSeq lists its product as uncharacterized. Lineage: Eukaryota; Metazoa; Cnidaria; Anthozoa; Scleractinia; Pocilloporidae. The record is from RefSeq and is a predicted model, not a curated record.
AAGGUUAACCAUAUUAUCAUUUUUCCUCACAAUAGCUUUUGCACAAGUCUUUCAUGGAGAAUUCUACAGUUCAAGCCGAGAAAAAGAAAGGUAACAAUGCCGUCAAUAGUUUGAAUGAUUUUGAGAUCAAUUUCUUGGAUGAUGAUUCUGAUGGAGAAAAAGAAGAAGUGGAUGAUAGAGUAUUAACUUCAGAGAAAGAUCUCUCAGACACCGCAUCUGUAACGUCGAAUUCAUUAUUAAGAGCUACCAUCUGUGAGCUGGAGCGAGCGUUGACGGACACGAGAAGGCUUCUAUUAGUACGAGACAAAGAGAGCGCUACUUUACGUCAAGAAUUAGAAAAAGCACGCAAAGAUCUUCACAGAGAGCAACAGGUGAGAAAAAAGCUUGAACGAGAGAGCGAAUCGAAGGAGGAGAAACGCCGUAAGGACGAAAACGAGAAAUCAAAAUUAACAGAGGAAAUCAAAGAACUAAAAGAGAAGCUGCGAGAAUUUGAAAAUCCGCAGCAAAGCAGCGAUCCAGAGGAGAUUGUACCUUGCUGUUCUUCUAUGCACGAGUUAGUUGAGCUGCAGCGUAAAUUGAAAGAAACUGAACAGCAUUUAGCAGAUUUUAAGGUAAACAACCAAUUACUGGGCAGCGAGCAAAAAAUUUUGGCCACGAUGCCACAGUUACCGAACGGAAGUGCAUCACCUAAGAAUCACAAACAGACUCAGAGAGAAAUGCAGACGCAGCUUAAAUUGAAAUUUCUACGAGAUGCUUUCUUCUACUAUAUGAUCGACUUCCACGCAGAUGAGCAGAUGAGGGCCAUUUUAGCAAUUCUGGAUUACGAAGACAGACGACAUGAUAUCAUCAUUGAAUCGCAUAAAAUGAAGAGACAGGGCAAAAAAUUCACUGUGACUGAGGUUUCUAGUAGGUCAUUGACAUUUGUGCAAGAGGAGAAACUUUAAGGAGGCUAUUUCACCGUUUUGAGCGUCAAGAUGAAAAGCGUUUCAGUAGAAUUAACGAUUGAAAUAGUCGAUUGCGGAGUUAGAUAAAAAGCGUUGGAUAAGAAUAAAUCAAAUAUGAGCCAAGGUGGUUAAUAUUAACGCGAAUUGCAAAUUCCAAUCGUGCUGUGAAAAGACUAAUUUCAGCUUAAAGGAGACCAUAAAUAUUAGUUUGGUAAGACAGGAAAAUAAAAAAGGGACAAAAAUAAUCCAAGAAGUAAUAAGGAUGGACAAGACUGACGCAGAUGUAAAGUUUGUCUUGCAAGAUAGAAAACCACAAGAGGGGCAAUAUUUAUGAGAAACCCAGAUGGAGGGGAUGGGGAAGAGUGGUGAAUUUACCACAUUAACAAUUGCAGACAGAAAACAAAAAUUAAUCUAAUUUCCCUCAAGUUGCACUGAAUGUGACAUCAAUCUUCAAAUAGUUAGCUUCAACUGACGUUAAAACUAUAACUUCUAGAGGUGUUGAACUUUUAAAUUCUCCCUAAAACCUUAUGGUGACGAGAAAAAGAGAAACUUAUCAACUAGAGGGUAAUAACUUGAUCUACCUCCAAAUUCUUAACUCACUUUCAAAGGAAAAGUAUGGAAGCAACAAGGGAGAAUUACUGAUCAGAUCUUGGGAGUUAUAGAGUUAAAACAAAUACACUUGUUUCUGAAGACAAUUUCACUGGAUUUGAAUCCCUUGAUAUGUUUAUCGACCUAUACUUGGAGGUGACUUAAAUAGACUUGAAAGAAGUCACACACUUCCAGAGUUUAAAACGUCAUGAAAACCACAACUGGAUACAAUUCAUGUUUUUAUCAUGGCAGAGUUAUACCCAGAAAGGUAACAUGUUUCAUAAAGAAGUACAUGUCUACAUAUCAUACUCCAAAGAACAAUUCUUUAAUGCAAAGUUAAUGGCUUGAUUGUUGUUUUAGUCCAAUAUGGUGGAUUUUUUCCAGUUACUUUACACUAUUCUUUAACUGUUACAUUUCUCAUUGCAAACCCUGCCUAAAGGUUUCCAUUUAUUUUCAAAUUCAAAUGCUCCUUGCAGGUAAUGAUAUGUUCAAGUUUCCCUUAGAAGUCUGAAAGUGCAUAGGUAACCCCUUUCACUCUUUGAAUGACCUAAAAUACAUUUCUCCUUAUAAUAUUGGUGGACUGGCAAGCAGUCAGGUGGUGAGAAGAUUGAAAAAUAUCAACUAAAGGGAUAGUGCUUGAAUAAACACCAUAUUCGCAAAAGUAAGAUUUUCAUAAAUGUAUGGCAGACAUU